CUCAUCCCUUCCGUCCAUACCUUCCUCUUUUGUGAGAGGGAAAGGAGAAGACGAAGAGGAAUCACGAGUCUCUCCCUCUCUCGUAAUGAAACCCUUGUCUCCCUGACCAGUCCUUUCUCUUCCUUUCCCUUCAGUUCCCUUUUUUUCUUUCUGAAGAAGAAGGAGGAGGCCAAGGAGACGAAAGGAAAGCAGAAGAUUUUAGAGGAAGAGAGACAGACGCUGUUCCUCUCACAGCCAUGGAAUCAACAGCGGCUGCAUAUCCAGCACCAGUGAAUGAGAAGGAGUCGAUGGUCGACCCCUUCCUCGUCGAGGCUCUCCAGAACCCUCGUCAUCGUCUCACCAUUCUGCGAAUGGAACUUGACAUACAGAGAUUCUUGCAAAGUUCUGAUCAAUACCAAUUUGAGUUUCAACAUUUUCCUACUUCCUACCUUCGGCUUGCAGCGCACCGUGUUGCUCAACACUAUGGGUUGUUGACCAUUGUUCAGGAUAAUGCCUUAGAUGGUUCAGGAAACAAAAUUCUGGUGAGGAAGACAGCGGAAAGCAGAUAUCCCACUGUUUGUUUAUCCGAAGUCCCUGCUAAACUUUCAGAUGGUGAUAAACGUGAAAAUGUUAAAAUUGUCAUCAGGCCUAGGCCUAACAAAGGGUUUGUGAAUGAAGGUAGUGAGAAUGGGAUAAAACGUGGUCCUCCGAGAAGUGUGGAAGAGAGGAAGGAAGAGUAUGAUAGGGCGAGAGCUCGCAUCUUUAGUGGUCCUAGUAGUCCUGAGUCAGAUGAUUCUUCAUCCCAGGUCACUAUAGUUACGAAAAGCACAUGUUUGAGCAGAGAUGAGAAUGAAGGUUUCAGGAAUUCUCUAAUUGAUCCAGAAAAAGUUGGUGGAAUCAGGGAUGGUGGUUCUUCAUCUCGAGUUGCCAUUUUCAGAGAUAGGGAGAAGGAACGUACUGACCCAGAUUAUGAUAGAAGCUAUGAAAGGUAUGUAAGGAGCCUUCCGACUAAUCAAACCUUUAGUUUAGCGCCUUUCAAUGUCCAGGAGAUUCAAUUUCCAUUUUGGCAGUAUGGUACUGGUUAUCAGCAGUUGUGUCAGAUGCGAACUCCAGCUCCCCUUGGUUACGGGCCUCCAGCAAGUCCAGCUAUUAACCCAUUUAGUGCAACAGGAUUGGAUCAGACAUCUGGGGAUCCUGCAUAUAUUCAAUUGCCAAGUGCUACGAUGAUGUAUGCUCAUUCAUAUGAGCCGCUGAGACAAACUGUUUUCCAGGCUCCUUUCUGUCAGCAACCCCUGAGCUUUGACUACUCUCAAAACUAUUAGAUGUUUAGUGGGGUUUGUAUGAUUUGAUUUAUUGGCCGAUUUCAAUAUGAUACUUAGGGCCAAAUUGUUGGUUGGUGAAUCAUUUAAAGACCAGUUGUCAAAAACCUCUGUACUAGUUCUCGUUUCUUUGUGCCAAUUCAAAUUUCUCUCUGUGGAUCUUUAUAUUGCUGAACUUAAAGGACAUUGUUGCUAUGAGAUGUGCCUAUUGUUUUCUUUUGCA
This is a messenger RNA of Tripterygium wilfordii, 1521 nucleotides long. Its product is annotated as cAMP-regulated phosphoprotein 21-like. The record is from RefSeq and is a predicted model, not a curated record. The transcript is spliced from 4 exons. NCBI's taxonomy places the organism in Eukaryota, Viridiplantae, Streptophyta, Magnoliopsida, Celastrales, Celastraceae. Gene Ontology annotation, molecular function: nucleic acid binding. Bases 237 to 1301 code for a protein of 354 amino acids.